Messenger RNA from Xiphophorus maculatus (southern platyfish), 1877 nucleotides. RefSeq names its product complement C9 (gene c9). The transcript has 11 exons. The coding region runs from base 24 to 1796 and encodes 590 amino acids. The record is from RefSeq and is a predicted model, not a curated record. NCBI's taxonomy places the organism in Eukaryota, Metazoa, Chordata, Actinopteri, Cyprinodontiformes, Poeciliidae. Gene Ontology annotation, cellular component: membrane attack complex. Gene Ontology annotation, molecular function: protein binding. Gene Ontology annotation, biological process: immune response.
GUUUGUCUUUCCAAGGGUUCACGAUGAGAGCGGCCAUCGCUGUCCAGCUGAGCCUCAGCGCCCUGUGUCUAACUCUGACGCUUUCCGAUGUAGGAUUGGCAGAAGUGCUUCCUGAACCAAAUGCUGUAGAAUGUAAGUGGAGCCAGUGGUCGCAAUGGACGUCUUGUGAUCCUUGCACCAAAAGGAGAUUGCGUUCUCGAGGCAUAGAGGUGUUUGGCCAGUUCGGUGGGGAACCCUGCACAGGAGCUAUCGGUCACAGGGAGUUCUGCCAACCCACAGAGUUAUGCUCGCAGCCACCUCCCUCUCCUUGCUCGGAGUCUGAGUUCCAGUGCACAACAGAUCUGAAAACCUGCAUCAAGAAGAGAUUAGAAUGCAACGGGGACUACGACUGUGAAGACGGAUCGGAUGAGGACUGCGAUCCUGUCCGUAAACCCUGUGGGUCGUCCGACCUCGAUAACAAUGAGCAAGGCAGGACGGCAGGAUAUGGGGUCAACAUCUUGGGUGCAGAUCCUCGAAUGAACCCCUUCAAUAAUGAUUUCUUCAACGGGCGAUGUAGCAGAGUGAGGAACCCAAACACGGGGAAGUACGACAGACUUCCCUGGAAUGUUGGUGUGCUCAACUACGAAACUCUCAUAGAGGAGACUGUUUCCAGGGAGAUCUAUGAGGACACACACUCCGUCGUGAAGGAAAUGCUGAAAGAGAAGACCUUUAAAGUCGAUGCUGGACUUUCCUUCAAAUUCAAGAACAGUGAAUCGUCUUUGGCGAACGUUUCUGUUGAGGCCGGGUUGAAUUUCUCAAAGAAUGAGCUUAUUAGGGAUGUCAUAGAGUACUCUAAAAUUAAGAACAUAAGCUUCAUGAGGGUAAAAGGUAGAGUACAGCUGAGCACCUACAGGAUGCGCUCCCAUGAGUUUAACGUUGCUGAGGACUUCUUGAUGCACGUCAGAUCGCUGCCGUUGGCUUACGACAAGGGUAUUUAUUUUGCCUUCCUGGAAGACUAUGGAACCCACUACACAAGAAGUGGAAAGUCUGGAGGCGAAUAUGAACUGAUCUACGCUCUCAACCAGAACACCAUCAGGGAAAGAAACAUUACAGACAGAAGGAUUCAAGAGUGUCUCAAAGUGGGGAUCUCUGCAGACUUUGUCUUUCCAGCUGACAAAGAAGAUCAAAACAAAAAAGCACACGUCAGAGUGGAGGACUGCGAUAAAACAGUUAGCAAUAAGACAGUUAGUGCUGAUGGGAAGGCAUUGGUGGAUAAGGUGAUGACUUCAGUUAGAGGAGGAACUCUGCAGGCCGCCGUUUCUAUGAGAGCUCAACUGAGCAGGGAGGGGGUCAUGGAUAUGAAUACGUACCAAAGCUGGGCCAGGUCCAUUGCAGAUGCCCCCGCACUGAUACAGAGUGAGCCUGAGCCCAUCUACAUGUUAAUUCCACUGGACUCUCCUGACGCAAACGCCAGAAUUAUUAACUUCAGGAGGGCUACAGAAGAAUAUAUCGCCGAGUACAACACAUGCAAGUGCAAGCCCUGUCAUAAUGGAGGGACUCUAGCUCUGAUUGACGGAAAGUGUAUUUGUAUGUGUCCUGAACUGUUCGAAGGCCUGGGCUGCCAGAACUUCAAGGCAGAUAAAGCUUCACACCAAGGUAAAAAGCCCACUCCUCUCCAGGAGGGCAACUGGUCCUGCUGGGGGUCCUGGUCCGCUUGCAGCGGAGGGAAACGUAGCAGGACGCGCCGCUGCAACACCGAUGGACUCGGCCCAUCCGUCACAUGCAAAGGAGAGCUUACUAGUGAAGACUACUGCUGAAAAGCACCAUUCCUGUCUCACUGUCAACGUGUGUUCAAGUGUUAACAACACAAAUAAAGCCAACAUUUUACUACGCUUGGA